Molecule: messenger RNA, 1875 nt
Organism: Syzygium oleosum
Lineage: Eukaryota; Viridiplantae; Streptophyta; Magnoliopsida; Myrtales; Myrtaceae
Product: amino acid transporter AVT1A
Exons: 12
Coding region: 11-1651 (546 amino acids)
Cellular component (GO): plasma membrane
Source: RefSeq, a predicted model, not a curated record
UUGCUCUUCUAUGGCGGAGGAGGAGGAGAAGCGGCAGGGAGAGGCCGAGUUCUUCCUAGAACACGAUGACGUCGAUGACAACGAGCAUGGAGAUCUCGAGGUGAGCAAGGUCGGAGGAAGUAGCAGCGACGAAGAGGGAGAAGAGGACGCGGCGCAUGGUGGCGUCGGAGGCUGGAGCGGUUCACUGGUCGCCUCCAUCCCUCAAGUGUGGCCGCAGAGCUACAGGGAGACUACAGAUUCGUAUACCAUCUCGAUCUCGCCAAACUUUGGAUUUCUCGGUCACUCACCAAGUAUAAGAUAUUCAAGCUAUGACAGUGAUUUCACCAAGAGUAACAUAGACGCAGGUUCAAGAUCUCCUUUACUGACUGAAGAGAGUAAACAUCCUAGGGAGGAAGAUGUGAUAUCAAGAGCACAAUCAUCAUAUUCAGCUAAGUCUUCAUUUCACCGACAGAUUACGGGAGAAUUGCCUAUCAGUCAUGGAAGUAGCUUCACCCAGACUGUUUUCAAUGGGAUCAAUGUACUGGCUGGAGUGGGGCUUCUAUCUACACCUUACACAAUAAAAGAAGCUGGAUGGGCAAGUCUCGCGAUUUUAGUUCUUUUCGCCAUCAUAUGCUGUUACACUGCCUCUCUCAUGAGAGACUGCUUUGAAAGCAAAGAAGGCAUCGUUACAUACCCAGAUCUAGGACAAGCUGCCUUUGGGAGAUAUGGGCGCCUUUUCGUCUCUAUCAUUUUGUACACCGAAUUAUAUUCCUAUUGUGUGGAGUUUAUUAUUUUGGAAGGGGAUAACCUCACCAGACUAUUUCCUGGAGUAUCAUUUGAUUGGGCUGGUUUUCAGCUAGAUUCUUUGCACCUUUUUGGAAUUUUAACUGCUCUCGUUGUACUACCUACAGUUUGGUUGAGGGAUCUACGAGUAAUAUCAUACCUCUCAGCUGGAGGAGUAAUUGCUACAGCUUUGAUAUUCCUUUGUGUGGUGAUACUCGGUACUACAGAGGGUAUUGGAUUUCACCAAACAAGUCCCUUAGUGAAUUGGAGUGGCAUUCCAUGUGCCAUUGGUGUGUAUGGAUUUUGCUACUCUGGACAUUCUGUUUUUCCAAACAUCUAUCAGUCAAUGGCUGAUAAAACAAAAUUCAACAAAGCAUUGAUUGUGUGCUUCAUCUUGUGUGUCUUAAUAUAUGGCGGCGUUGCAGUCUUGGGAUAUCUCAUGUUUGGUCAAAGUACAUUAUCCCAGAUAUCCUUAAAUAUGCCAGGACAUUCCAUUGCUUCCAAAGUCGCCAUAUGGACAAUAGUCAUCAAUCCGUUCACUAAAUAUGCGCUGUUGAUGAACCCAUUGGCACAGAGCAUAGAAGAGUUGCUGCCUGCAGGAAUCUCGGACAGUUUUUUGUGCUAUAUUCUGCUUAGAACAACCCUGGUCAUCUCCUCAGUUUGUGUUGCUUUCCUUCUUCCUUUCUUUGGUCUUGUAAUGGCUUUAAUUGGUUCCCUCCUAAGUGUUCUUGUGGCAGUAAUUAUGCCAGCUUUGUGCUUUCUGAGGAUUAUGGGGAACAAAGCAACAAAAAUGCAGGUUAUACUGAGUACUGCCAUCGUGGUCGUGGGCGUCGUCAGUGCCGCGCUGGGGACGUAUUCUUCCAUUUCCCAGAUUGCAAGGAGUUACUGAACAGGAGAUUCAGCCACUCAAUGUAUAAUAGAGCUUUAGGCAAUCAUCAGUCCAGUUCUAUACCUUACAAGCUUCAUGGAACUUCAGCACCAGAUCAAUGUGAUCGUCAACUAUUUUUACAGCGUUAAUUGCUCAGUUGAUAUUUAAAAAAGAACAGGAGUAAAUACUGUCCUUGCUGCUUUGUGUAUGUUAGUUAUGCUGAUUCGCAUCGCUCUUCGAGGGCC